This is a messenger RNA of Drosophila innubila, 2973 nucleotides long. Its product is annotated as traB domain-containing protein. The transcript has 7 exons. The record is from RefSeq and is a predicted model, not a curated record. The coding region runs from base 389 to 2041 and encodes 550 amino acids. NCBI's taxonomy places the organism in Eukaryota, Metazoa, Arthropoda, Insecta, Diptera, Drosophilidae.
UUAGAAAGAGUAGGCAACACUGGUCCACGUAGCAAGAACAAGAGUUUGCCACAAUCACAAUUUCACUCUUUAGUUUUUUGGGUUUUUAUUUAAACAAAAACAAAAUAGUAUACCAGCAACGACAACACAAAACCAGUUAUAAUACCCAACAGCUGAUCAAAUUUAAUGUCAAUUAAAAGGUCUGUGAGUCCAGUAAAGCACACGCCAUAAAUAAUUUCAGUUAUUCUCAGCACACGGCAUUCACUACAACUGAUGUCAGACCGACGUACAGUCACAUAAUACAUACCACAGCAUAUGUAUCAAACAGCUGUGCACACAAAAGAGCACACGUCGUAGAUCAUCAUCCACAUAAAUAACGUAACCGUAACAUCCACCGAUUGUGCGCACAAUGGAUUUAUCAGCUUCAUCAUCAGACAGUUCGAUAUUGCAAACGCCAGAUCAGAAGAGCAAAUCGUACAUUAGCGACAGUACAUUAUAUGAUAGUGCUUUGGAUCAUCAAUUAUCAACAACGGCCUACAAAUCCUGUAAUGAAAGCCUCAUCGCCGAUUUGAAUCAGAGCUCAGAACAUUCAAAAUUCGCACAAAAAAUGUCCAAUGCCGAAGAUUUUUCCAACGGCAAUGGCAAUGAAAUCGAAGCAUCUGCUCUUAAAUCCUAUAAUACGGAUGUGAUUAAUGCCAGCACGUUGUUGAUACAAUCCGAAAGCACCGAUACGAAUACCUCGCAGGAGGAAGUGGACCCCAAGUCUCAACUGGCCAACAAGACAAUAUUCAAGACCGAUAAUCCCAAUUUGUCAAUUAUAGAAAUAAAUGAGAAUUCCAUUCAAGUGGAAGAUCUGGAGAAAGAGGUUGUACUGAUCGAACGCCUGUCGAGUAAUGAUAAUGAUGAUGAGGCUGUCGAAAAAGUCAAGAACAUACUGAGAAAAUCCCCAAAUAAAGCAGUGGACAAUGUGGCUGAUAAGCGUCGACGCAAGGCAGAAUCUCUACUGCAGUCGAGCAAACAAAAGUUGGAUAUAUCCAUAGCCGAAGCAUCUGCAGCAGCCGAUGGCGGCAAUGAUAAGCGUCAGCAGAUUGCCGAGGCUGCACCAGUUAGCGAUCAGCCGCAAACCAAGCGCGAUAUUAUUAUCUACGAUACAUUGGAAGAAUUCGAUCAAAAUUUGCCCUCGACUGUUACGCUGUUGAAUACACCAUUUGGCAGCAAGGUAUAUCUUGUGGGCACAGCACACUUUAGCGAGGAAUCACAGGAUGACGUGUCCUUUGUCAUUCGCAAUGUCCGUCCAGAUGUGGUCAUGGUUGAGCUAUGUCCAUCACGUGUACACAUACUGAAGCUAGAUGAGAAGACACUGCUGGAGGAGGCAAAGAACAUCAACAUACCCAAGAUACGUGGCAUACUCCAGACACAUGGCUAUAUCAAUGGCAUCUUCUUCAUUCUGCUGCUACAGAUGAGUGCUCAAAUUGCCAAGGAUCUGGGCAUGGCGCCAGGUGGCGAAUUUCGACGCGCCUUCGAGGAGAUACACAAAUUACCGGGCUGCAUUCUACAUUUGGGCGAUCGACCCAUUCGCAUUACACUCUAUCGUGCUCUGCGCGCAUUAUCCUUAUGGCAGACCAUGAAGCUGGUCUGGCGUCUGACAUUCACGGAUAGCAUCAGCAUCGAGGAGGUGGAGGAAUGUAAGCAGCGUGAUUUGCUGGAGAAGCUAAUGCAAGAAAUGGCUGGCGAAUUUCCAGCCUUUUCGGAUGUCUUUGUGCGCGAACGUGAUCUAUAUUUGUGUCACUCACUGCAGUUGGCCGCUCUGCCGCAAGCUGCACCUGGAGCGCAUCAGGUGCGUCCCGUACGUGUUGUUGGCGUUGUGGGAAUUGGCCAUGCCAAUGGAAUUGCUAAAAUGUGGGGACAAGUCGAUCCAGAGAAGAUACCAGCCAUUCUCGAAAUACCACCAGCGAGCCUCAGUCAACGGGUCUGCAAGAACACUUUCAAGUACGGUCUAAUCGGUCUUGGUUUUUACGGCGUCUUUCGUAUUAUGAGACCACGUCUGACGCGAUUCUUUUAAGUCGAUUGUGGACCAUGUUUUCAAUGUUGUUGAUUUUAUUUUUGUUUUUAAGUACCACGCCCGCAUAAUUCAAUGGGUGUUGAUAUAUUAUAAGUAUUGUACGUACUUGAUGCUUUUGAUAGAACCUGUUUACACACAACACAAGUGUACAAAAAGAAAUAGAAACACAAAAAAAGAAAAAAAAAGACAUUCAAACAUAUUCCUGGUUUAAAAAACCCAAAACUCUACUAUUGCAAAGUACAGACAUACACUUGGAUUGGGACUUUGAAUAAGAUGAUAUUCAUAUGCAGUUCAAUUGUAAACGGACUUAAUUUAGAUUGUUGUCCCUGAAUAGUUGUAAAAACAUAAAUUUACACAGACACCCACAGAUAAUUAGUCAUGUGUUUUGACCAGUUAGUUAGGCGCCGUAUUGUAUGCACAUGGUUUCUCGACAGGCUUGAAAAUCUAGCUCAACAAAUACUUCAAUUGUUAAUUGUGUAUAGUAAAUAAUUUUAGCAUAACUCUAAAUGUGAAGGUGUCCGUGCAGCAGAUACAAUACUUUAUCUUUGAAUCGACUCUCAUGUAUGUAAUUGUUGUUCAUUCCGUAGUAACACUCUGAAAUUUAGAUAGUAUCGUUAAAAUUUAAGUGGGAACGUGAUGGACCUUCAACAGAAAGAAUGGCCGUGUGUUAAAUGUUACAUAUUAUAUUGAGGAAUUUUACAAUAACAAAAUAAAAACAAACAAAAACCCUACCUACAAAUACUUUAUCUUUAAAGAUAUCUACACUUUUUAAUUGUAAACGUAAAAUCUGUAUUGCAAAUACAUGCAAGUUGUCUUGACGCUGUGUAGUUUGUGCUAAUUUAGAACUGGAAUUAUGUAGCAUUUAAAAUAGUAUUCCACCCGAAACAAAACCUUUGUGUAUAAUUCAAUCAAAUAAAAGUUUACAUACCUAA